Molecule: messenger RNA, 787 nt
Organism: Eptesicus fuscus (big brown bat)
Lineage: Eukaryota; Metazoa; Chordata; Mammalia; Chiroptera; Vespertilionidae
Product: putative protein T-ENOL
Exons: 6
Coding region: 168-530 (120 amino acids)
Source: RefSeq, a predicted model, not a curated record
CAGCGAGGCGGCGGCUAGAGCGGCCGGAGGGCGGCCCGGGGCGAGGCUGCUCCUCGCGUGCCCCUAGUGGUGGGAGAAUUAGGUCCCAGGCUCCACCCCAAGAGCUCACCCCGCUUUUCCAGCCUCCGGCGCUGGGGUCACCGCCCCCCAGCAGGGACCUGAGGGGGAUGGAAGCCUCUCCUACCAGGAAUAAGGAGAGAAAGGGGAGCGGGCUGUCUCAAGCUGCAACGUCCUUGAGUGGAGGUUUGCAGAAGCCUUCAUUAUCCCGUUCUGAGGAGUUCCUGACCCAGAUCAGCACAGAACUCACGGAUGAGGCCUUGUUUGUUGCUGGCUACCACGUGAACCCUGUGCCCACCAAGAAAAAACAGACACAAGACCAGGAGACUCAGAUAUACAAACAUGAGUUCUUCACCAAGACUCAAGGCACCGACACUUGCUCUGACAGGAACCAUACCUGCACCAGGGCACACCUUCUGCCAUCCCGUCAUGACCAGGGAGCUCUGCCUAGCAGCUUGACCUCUGGAGGAUAAUCCCAACCCCUUUGGUGCUGCUCUCGGCCUCUCAUGCCCUCCCCCGUUCGGCCCCUCUACAGCAUGCCUCAGAGCCCCUCUUUCACAGCUCAUUAAUCACUCCCGUUUGUGGGGGACUGCCAGUCAUGAGCAGCAUCACCCCUGCAGCCUCCGAAUGUCUGGAACCAUCACACACUCUCCCCUCUCAGCUGGCAAGGACAGCGCCUGGAAAGCAAGGCUUUAAUAAAGAGACAGAGAUCCUUCCUCCUCCCAACCCA